Messenger RNA from Pseudomyrmex gracilis, 2246 nucleotides. RefSeq lists its product as uncharacterized. Lineage: Eukaryota; Metazoa; Arthropoda; Insecta; Hymenoptera; Formicidae. Gene Ontology annotation, cellular component: BRCA1-A complex; BRISC complex. The record is from RefSeq and is a predicted model, not a curated record. The coding region runs from base 291 to 2177 and encodes 628 amino acids. Gene Ontology annotation, biological process: double-strand break repair. Gene Ontology annotation, molecular function: polyubiquitin modification-dependent protein binding; metallopeptidase activity. The transcript has 6 exons.
ACUGUCAUGUACACAUACGGUUGCGUCAGGUUGAGCUGGGUUGAGCAAUUUUCAUCGAGGUUGUUUAUGUUUUUUAUUUUGUUUGCGGAAAGUUCGGAGAGUUUGUUGUUUGAGAAUUCGCGAAACGCGAUGUCCACGUCGCAAUAGAUGAGAAUUCAUCUAACGAGUAGUUUGUAUUAGACUUUUUUUGGUCUAAAAAGAUCAAGAAUACAUGUGCGGAGAAUUUUUUCCCACCGUACGCGUCUGGUUUACUUUUUUAAAGGAAAUAAUAAAAAAAAAAUUGAAAUAUUAUGGAAACGACACCGGUCGAAACCGCGGAGGAGGGUGGCGAGAAGGUCCAAACCAGUCCGCCGAUCCAGAUAGUGCGAGUGCCGGUGAAACACGCCAAUCUGGGGAUACGAAGUCACGCCAUGGAUAUGAGCACAAUGGUGGAACUGACGUCGUUCAGCACGCUCGGAAAGAUACAGCCGUUUCUGGUGACCGUCACGACCACCGCAGCUUUACUGGUUGAUCUGCAUUGCCAUUUAACGGACAAGGAAGUCUGCGGCUAUCUGGGCGGACAUUGGGACAUCAAUUCACACAAUCUCUCUAUAACUUGCGCAUUUCCGUGCCGAUACUCCGGCAAGGAUAAAUCAGCCGCGGCAGCUGUGGAAGCUGAAAUUGCAAGAGCCAUGGAAUGGAAGCGAGUUACACUUGUAGGCUGGUAUCACUCUCAUCCGCGUUCUCACGCGUCACCAUCGUUGAGGGAUGUGGACUCUCAAUUGGAUUAUCAAAUUAAAAUGAAAGGGCCUAGUGAUAACGGAUACACACCGUGCGUGGGAUUGAUAUGCUCUCCUUACAACAUGGAUGGCAAUUGUUACGAAUCCAAUUUCAAUGUCUUUUGGUCUUUGCCACCUCCUGAAAACAGGCCUCACGAGUAUCCUCGACCCAUGCUUUUAAGUUACACAUUGUCACAGGAGCAUUUUCUUGCUCAAGAUACUUUGGAAGAAAUUAGAAGAUGUAUAGAAUAUUAUAAGAGCGAAGGCGGCAUUGAUUUUACCGCCAACUUUAACGGCAACACAACGUAUCUCGAACGUUUAAGAUGUUCUCUGGCGUCUAAGCUGCCCGGUCGUAACAGAUCGAACGGAUCUUAUUGGGACGUGAUCAGAGAAAUGAUUUGCCCGGGUUCGGAUGAUGGCAACGCACCCGAGUUCCUAGCCAUGAAAUUUCCCUUGGUGCCGUCCUCGGAUUCGCUUGGACCGCCUGUUCCGCCGGGUGUAGGUCUCACAGCCGGUAACGCGGUCUUUCUCGCCCCGGUCAACUUCAAACCGGACGGCGGCGCUAUAAUCACUCCAACAUCCAAACCGUUCGUAUUGCAACCGUCUACUUCUCGAGACGGCAUCAAGAAGGACAGCAACAUAGGUCCCAACGAUCCCGCGUCCAUCACUCAGAUAAAAGAUGGCAACGCGGUCAUAAGUUCCAAGCACAUGUCGCCGGAUAUCAUACCUAGCUUCCAGUCGGGCGAGCUCACGGUAUCGGUGAAGAACACGAAGUGCGACUACGAUUUUGCGCCAGCGGAUUUCUCAAAACUGCCGAAUCCGCUGACCGGCGACAGCGCCGUUCCCAAAAUCCGACCGUCGACAAAUCCCGACUUCCCAUUGACGGAUAUCACCCAGCAGAUCACCAAGUUCUCGGAUUUGACCAAAUUGGCGAACUUCUCCAGUGCCGAUCUGGCAAAACUGUCUGGUUUCUCUAUCACGGACUUCACGCGCACCUCAUCCUCGUCCUCGCCGUCCACGUAUAUGCGUAACAUCGCGAAUCUGUUCGGUCCUCUCGGCAAGAUCUCACCGGCAAAAGACGUCGAGGGCAACGAACGCAAACCGGGCAACGAAUUCGUCACCGUUGACGCGGUACCGUCGCCCUUCAAAACUGCCGCCGUUACGUCGGAAACCUGUCGAAACUUUUCAACAGCAACCAUCGAUGAUUACACGAGCGAGCGAAAGAAAUUGGACGCGCAGCAGACCGACUCGUCGACGAAACUCGUCAGACCGGGCGAUUAUCAAGGAACGGAGGAUCUCACGAUAUCGAGCAUUAAAUCUGAUUUUAGCGGAAUGCUGGACAUGACAACGAUCCAUAAGAAGCAACAGUCGCAAACGGCCGACAUAAUAGAUUCUUUGAAUCUUUCGAAAGAUCGUUAAACUAUAUAUUAUUAUUAUAUAUAAAAACUCAUUUAUAAUAUUGCAAUAAGUAUUAUACUAUAGAAUUGA